This is a messenger RNA of Monodelphis domestica (gray short-tailed opossum), 3789 nucleotides long. Lineage: Eukaryota; Metazoa; Chordata; Mammalia; Didelphimorphia; Didelphidae. The record is from RefSeq and is a predicted model, not a curated record.
GGCCCAGGGCCACCUCCCGGGUGGGAUUCGGGGAAGGGAAGGGAAAAGCACUGGUCCUUCUCCCUCCUCAGCUCAGUGUGCCCAGGAGGACCUGGAGCCAGAGGGAAUGGCCCCUGGGAGCCCCGGCCUCCAGGCCCAGCAAAAUAAGGGUAACUGACAGAGAUAUUUUGGCCAGGACACUUCAUACUGAGAGCCACCGUAAGGUCUCAGUGGAACAACACAGGGCAUUCUUCUGGCUGGAAGCUAACUCAUACCACUCAAUGAAGUCCAGAUUCUGAGAAAUAUCUCUUUAGAAGCCUCCUCAUGUUUGCAUCCAGGUAAGACUUAAUUUCAGCCAUUCAGGAAACAAAACUCAAUUUUUCCCUUUAACUUUGUUCUCUUGUAAGGGAAAACUCCCACCCACUCCCCUCCAGAACAUACCCGAAUACUCUGAACUUUUCCCAAACUCUCUUCAGAAUUUUCUUUAUGGCUAAUCAGUCCUGAAAAGGCCAUUUCACAUCCCCUUCUCUUUCUCCUCUUGGCUCCCAGGGAGAGCGCAGGCUUUCUCUCUGACCCUGGACGUUCCUUAAGAAGACAAUUCUGAGCUUGAUUUCACCUGAUUCAGUAGAACUGCUCUUCUCAGCAUCCAUUGGGCUCCUCAGGACUAUGGUGUUGACCUGGACAUUCAGAAAGGGUGUGCCCUUUGGGAAUAUCCCAUCUCUGUGCUUCAGACUCCUAUAAAUGGGGAGAGUGUCAUUGUGAAGUCUUUCAGCCCUCUGUCCUAUGAUUUUGGCUGCUUUUAGGAGGCAGUGACGUUCCGGGAUGUGGCUGUGGACUUCAGCCAGGAGGAGUGGCGCCUCUUGGCCCCUCCCCAGAAGGAGCUGUACAAGGAGGUGAUGCUGGAGAAUGCCCAGAAUUUGCUCUCUCUGGGUUUUCUCCAGUUUUCUCAUUCACAAUGCCCAGGGCUCCCUGUUCCCAGAGAAGAUCUGAUCUCUUAUUUGGAGCAGAGGGAAGCCCCAUGGAUACGGGAGCAAGAAGGCCGGAGGAGCUGCUGUCCAGAAGGAGAGAUCAGACCCAAAUGGAAAGAGCCUCCUACAGAGCCAGUCUUUUCCUUGGAAGGAACUCACAAGCAAAGAUUUAUGAAUGAUGGUCCCUGGUACGUCACUUGGAGAGAAUUCUGGGCUGAAUAUCAGAGAAUCCUCAACAAAGAGAAAGCUCAUAAAGCCUUCGGUCAACAGUCAUCUUGUAUUUACCAUCAAAAAACCGAUACCGAAAAGAAACUACAUAAGUGUCAUGCAUGUCCUGAAACUUUUAAUAAACAGUCAUCCCUCAUUCGACAUCAAAGAAUCCACACUGAGGAAAAACCUUAUGAAUGUCAUCAGUGUGGAAAGGCAUUUGGGCAGAGAGUCAGCCUUGCUCAACAUCAGAGAAUCCACACUGGAGAGAAAAUUUUUAAAUGUCAUCAUUGUGGUAAAGCCUUUGGUCAACAGUCAUCUCUUAUUUACCAUCAAAAAACACAUAUUGGAAAGAAAACACAUGAGUGUCAUGAAUGUUCUAAAGCUUUCAGUGAACAUUCAUCCCUCAUUCGACAUCAAAGAAUCCACUCUGGGGAAAAACCUCAUGAAUGUAGGCAGUGUGGAAAGGCUUUCAUUCAGAGGGCCAGUCUUGUUCAACAUCAGAGAAUCCACUCUGGGGAGAAACCCUAUAAAUGUACUCAGUGUGGGAAGACAUUCACAGUGAGCUCCAGUCUUGCUCUGCACCAGAGAAUCCACACUGGGGAGAAACCUUAUGAAUGCAAUCAGUGUCGAAAAACAUUCACAAAUUGUUCCAAUCUUGUUCUACAUAAGAGAAUCCACACUGGGGAGAAGCCUUAUGAAUGCAGUCAGUGUGGGAAGACAUUCACAACAAGCUCCCAUCUGGCUCGACAUCAGAGAAUCCAUACUGGAGAAAAACCUUAUGAAUGCAAUCAGUGUGGAAAGACAUUCGCCCAGAGCUCCAAUCUUGCUGGACAUCAGAGAAUCCACUCUGGGGAGAAACCUUAUGAAUGCAAACAAUGUGGAAGAACAUUCACACUGAGCUCCCAUCUUGCCCGACAUCAGAGAAUUCACUCUGGGGAGAAGCCUUACACAUGUAAUCAGUGUAGAAAGACAUUCACCUUGAGCUCCAGUCUUGCUCAACAUCAGAGAAUCCACAUUGGGGAGAAACCUUAUGAAUAUAGUCAGUGUAGAAAGACAUUCACACUGAGUUUCCAUUUUGUUCCACAUCAGAAAAUCCACACUGGUGUCAACCUCAAAAAUAACUCACAAUGACCAGAGUAGUUAUAUGAAAACACAUCUUGAAUCGGGAAGAGAGAGAUGAUGAUCACAGCUACUUCACAGAGCCACCACUUUGGCAAAAGACACCAAUAAAGAGAAUUUCCACUGAACUAAAGAACCUGGGGUCGUAUGAAAGGAAGGACAACUGAUUGCUUCCAUAAAGUCUGGAGAAAGAGGAUGUAGACAGAGGCUAGGGUGCCUGGAAGCAGCCUCAUCUAAUAGGAGAAACUAAGAAGAGUACUUAUGGUUUCAUUCUAUCUGCUAAUCCUGUCUAGAGUGAUGAAGGGGUGCCUAAGGGUGGUUCAUUGUUCAGUCUGGGUUCAGGGUCAGACAGAGGGUUUCUUGAAGGCAGUUUUUGAAAGAUAAGAAUCACACUGGAGUUUUGUAAAACCAGGUUUUCACUGGAGAGAACCCUAUGAAUGUAUUCAGUGUAGAAGUGUAGAAGGACAUUCAGAGUAUGCUCCAGGCUUGCUGGAGAAAUCAGAGAAACCUUACAAAUGUAAUCAGGUUGGAAAGGUAUUCACAGGCUUGUUGAACCCAUGCUGGAGAGAAAUCUUAGGAAUGUAACAUGAAAAGAUGUUCAUACACAGCUCCAGUCUUGCUGAACAUCAAAGAAGCCCUUCUGGGGACACUAGAAAGCUGCUAGUGGAAUAUUGGGCUUUGAAUGCCAUUUACCCCAGAAAACAUUGAGAACCAUUUGAAUGUUUUGAGUAAGGGCUAAAACGAUGGUAUCUGCUCUUUAGAAAAAUCAUUUUCUUGGCUAAAUGGAUCCUGGAUUGAAAUGGGAAGAGAACUGAGGCAAGUAGACCCAUGAGGAAGGUAUUGACUAAUGCAGGUUGAGGUGAUUAGGGCCUUCCCUAGAGUGGUGGCUGUGCCAUUGAAGUAGUCUGAAUAAGGGAAGGAAGUAGGUUAGAUAAUGAAAUUGAAGUCGAUACAGCAGAUCAAACCCUUCCUGCAUGUUUUAGGAUACUGACCCAGUCACCCCCAAGAGGCCAGGCAGCUUAUAUAGGUAGGCAGCAGGCUAGAAUCUAAGCUAAGGCUGAGAAGCAGAAAGAUCAGGGAGGGAACAAAGGAACAUACUAUCAAAGAGGUCUUGAUGGAAUGCAAGAUAACACUUUGCUAACUAGGGAUAACCAACGAAAGCUAACGAUCCCUGAAUAACCUGAGUAUUGUCCACUGUCAUGGAUCAUACAUACCUGUGUUUGUGAUAAGGUCUGUCUGCUUGUCAAAUAAGCACCUGUAUGUGAAAGGAAAUAACUGUGUCUUGUAACCCAUAUAAAGGAUCCUGUAAUGCCCAUCUGAUACAGCUUCCGCUAGGGGAGGCUGUCCCAGCGGGUGGAUUCUUUAGUCUUUAUUUUUUUAUCAGUCAAUCAAAGGGUUGCAGGAAUUGAAUUUCUGGGUGUCUGGCCUCCCUUUAUGAAAUGCCCCCACUUGACCAUCUAUCAAAGGCGUUUGCCCAGCUUUAAGUGUUCAAUAAAUGCUAGUUGUUACUUUA